UGGACUAGCAGCUUCAUUGACAAAGACACUAAUGGAUUUGCGUAGCACCGGCCCUUUGGUAUGCCGGCCAAGAGCACGGGAUUCGUCAGACUCUGAAUAGUUUUCUAGGUCCUGGGGUACAUGUGGGGGUAUGGCCUCUUUGGCGUCCUUACAGUACAGAUGUGUGCGUAUCAUCUUCGACUGUUUCGUGCUUGAACACGAGUCCGACCGUCGUAUAGAUAUCUAUUACAUCCAUUUCAACUCUAAAGAUGAUUGGAGGAUGAGACUAUAUGUCUGGUUCAUAUUCCUCCUCGAGAUCGUAUUUACAAUCUUUUCAACCAUUGCCGCAUGGGAUCAGUAUGGUCCGGGAUGGGGUGAUGUCAACUCCAUUCUGCUCAUUGACUGGUCCUGGGAACCGCUUCCAUCUCUGAACGGAACGAUUUCCGCCAUGGUUCAGACUUUCUAUGUCUGGAGAAUAUAUAAUCUGACGAAGAACAUCUGGAUUUCGUUGGUUAUUGAAGUAGUUGCCAUUGUCCAAUGCACUUUCGCUUGGUAUUUCGGAAUAUCUGUGUCGGUUGGGGGGCUUGGCGUAGACAAACUCAUCGCCGACUCCCCUGAAGUCAGCACAUGGCUUGCAGGAAGUGCUGCCUGCGAUGUGAUGAUUACCGCGACGAUUGUCUCUGUUUUGUAUCGCGCGAACAAGCAAUCCAAGUUUAGUCAGACGACGAGUGCUGUUACGAAAAUCAUCCGUUUCUCGGUAGAAACCGGUCUGCUUACUUCCGCUGCUGCUGUAGCAGAGUUGAUUCUAUGGUUAACCCAAUCCGAGUACAACAUACAUUUCAUUGGCUUCCUCGUUCUGGGAAAACUAUACUCUAACGCUCUAGUUGCUACCUUGAAUUCCAGAGCGCUUAUCUUUGGAUCUAUACAUACUGGCGCGUACACCAACUCAGGCUCGUCCGGGUCCGCUGGUCCCCGCACUUCGAACCCUUUCUGGGACGAGGGAACAAAGAGUCAGACACGUUCUCUCGGUACACGAUCUCAGACAGUGCAUGUCACCAGGACUACCGAAAUCCACGAUGACGACUCUCACGAAAUGAUCGUGGUGAUCUGAAGGGGGCAGCUGGCGAUGACCUAGAAAGCGGUCCCCGUAGCCAUAAUAAUGACGAAGCAAAAUACGGCGGACGUCGUGGCGCUCUGUAAAUGUGGAACGUUGA
Guyanagaster necrorhizus is the source of this 1193-nucleotide messenger RNA. RefSeq lists its product as uncharacterized. Bases 131 to 1090 code for a protein of 319 amino acids. Lineage: Eukaryota; Fungi; Basidiomycota; Agaricomycetes; Agaricales; Physalacriaceae. The transcript is spliced from 10 exons. The record is from RefSeq and is a predicted model, not a curated record.